AGCACCAGUAUUUUUCUCAUUGUCGUUUGAAUAUUUUUAAUAGCUAGAAUAGCAUCGUGUUCGAUUUUGCGGAAGGCUACAGGAGCGCUGUGGUGAAAAGACCGCCUUACAUACUGCAAACGAUUUUCGGGAGCAUUUUUAGUGGUCAAGCAAAUAUCAGGAAUGCAAAUUUUCGUUUCAUUCUUGACGAUAUUUCGAUUGUUUUUUAUCGUUUUCAUUAGUAAAAAGUGAAAGUUAAAAGCUAGAGAAAUCAACACUGUUUUGUUUUUUUGGAUAAAUUUAUCUUGAAUUCUUUUCAUAAUCUUAGUUUGAAAUUAUAUUGAUUGGGAUAUUUGGUUUUAUCAUGUCACUAGGUGUCACUAGUGUCCUCUAGCAACAGGGAAUAUUAUGUGUAUCCAAAACAACUCGUUUUCUUACGAAGCCUAAACGUUUGUUUUUCUCUUAAAUUAUGUUCUAAAAAAAAUUAGUAAAUCAGUUUCAGUUUGCUUUUUAAAUUCCAACAUUGAUUUGUUUAUUAUAUUUUAAGUCACUCUAUCGAUCUUUGUGGUUAAUCUCGGCGCACGUUAACGCUGCCAACUACUGGAGAAUGGGAGAUUUUGAAUCAGAAAGCAGUAGCAGUGAUGGUGAAAAUGCCGGGGAAGUAAAAAAUGUAGCACGGUUGGUCAUGCGGCCACCAGGCCACAGUGGUAAAGCAAAGAAAGGUCACCUAGUGUUCGAUGCAUCUUUUGAAGGAGGAAAUCUAGGUAGAGUGGACUAUGUAGGAGAACUAGACUACGAUUUGUACGUACGCCCCGACGUGGCAAAUCCCAGGCAUAGGGUAUGGUUUAAUUUCACCGUGGAAAACGUUCGAACAGAUCAACGUGUUGUGUUCACCUUUGUUAACUUUAGUAAAGUUCUACUGUUGUUCCAUGAAGGUUUUACCCCAGUUGUAAAAUCAACAAGUAGACCUCAUUGGGUCCGUAUUCCAUCCAAAUGUGUCUUUUACUACCGAUGUCCAGAGCAUGGCAACCGCUAUGUCCUAUCCAUUGUCUUUGCCUUCGACAGAGAAGAUGACGUAUACCACUUUGCCUUUAGUUACCCAUAUUCCUACUCGAGAUUACAAAAAUAUUUAGAGAAUCUCGAAGCUCAACAAUUGCCUUACUUUAAGCGUGAAAAAAUCGGAGAAACAUUGCAUGGGCGUUAUUUAGACAUGGUCACAAUUGACGCUCCUGAAAAAGCUACGGAUAACAAAGAGAAAGAUCUCCAGAAUGAUGUCCAGAGUAAAUCUAAGAAGAAAAAAGUGGUCAUGGUAGGUGCUAGGAUUCAUCCAGGAGAAACACCGUCCUCUUAUGUUUGCCAAGGUAUGAUAAACUUUCUCCUAAGUUCCCAUCCCGUAGCAGAAAUUUUAAGAAAAAACGUCGUAUUCAAAUUUAUUCCGAUGUUAAAUCCAGAUGGAGUGUAUGUGGGAAAUUACAGGACAUGCAUAUUGGGACAAGACUUGAAUCGAUGCUGGCAAGAAAAAUCCAUCCACGCUUAUCCAACUUUAGCAGCCGUGAAAAAUAUAGGAGAAUCUCUAUCAUCUGAAAAAGAAAAAGAAAUAGAUAUGUAUUUGGACUUACAUGCUCAUACGGGUCAGCUUGGAUCUUUCGUCUACGGAAACAGUUACAGUGAUGUGUAUCGCUUACAGAGACACACGCUCUUUCCAAAACAUCUCAGUUACUGUGCUCAAGAUUUCUCCUUAGAACAUACAGUCUACAAUAAAGACAGAAACAAAUCAGGUACCUCCAGAAGAUUUCUAUCAUCAUUCCUCAAUGAUAAAGUGAAUUGUUAUACACUGGAAGUCAGUUUCCAUGGUUACGAGAUGCCAAAGGGAAAUAGUACGACGGUUCAUGUCUACAAUGAAGAAGAAUAUCUUCAACUGGGCAAAAAAAUUUGCUAUGCUUUACUGGAUUACUACGUUACCACCAAAUAUCUUUCUCCGGAACAAAUACCUCCAGCCAUAUUAGAUGCCUACUGCAAAGGUUUCCGAGCAAAAAUCUCCAACAAAUCUCCGCAAAGACUCCCUCCCAAUAUUGGAAAAGACAAAAAAUCAGGAACUCAAACCUCCAAAAGAACCAAGGAAAAAAUUACUAAAGCGAAUGUUGUUUCGCCAUCUAACAUCAAAGGAAAUCAUUUGAAAUCAAAGAAACCACAGGAUGCAAAAAAUAAUUAACACUCAAAUUUCAUCGAUGCUUAAAUGAAUAGCUUAAGCUCUAGCUAUUACAUUUUGAAUACAUAAAAAAUAGUUUAAAUAUGAAUUUUCGUAAGAAUUUCUAAACCAUGCAUGGCAUUCUUAAAUAGUUUAUCUUUUUUAUUAUCGAUGGUUUAAAAUUAAAAUAAGUUGCCUCGCUACAAUCAAGAAAUAAUUCAAAUUAGAAGUUAACUUGCUGGAAACUAAAUUUGAACAAUUUAUCUUGAAACAUUGAUAUUUUUAAAUGCAGGGUUAUUCAUAAUUCCAUCCGGGGUUUC
Molecule: messenger RNA, 2487 nt
Organism: Parasteatoda tepidariorum (common house spider)
Lineage: Eukaryota; Metazoa; Arthropoda; Arachnida; Araneae; Theridiidae
Product: cytosolic carboxypeptidase 6-like
Biological process (GO): proteolysis
Molecular function (GO): metallocarboxypeptidase activity; zinc ion binding
Source: RefSeq, a predicted model, not a curated record